This is a messenger RNA of Euleptes europaea (tarantolino), 892 nucleotides long. RefSeq names its product sulfotransferase 1 family member D1-like. The coding region runs from base 1 to 891 and encodes 296 amino acids. Gene Ontology annotation, cellular component: cytoplasm. Gene Ontology annotation, biological process: sulfation. Lineage: Eukaryota; Metazoa; Chordata; Lepidosauria; Squamata; Sphaerodactylidae. The record is from RefSeq and is a predicted model, not a curated record. The transcript has 7 exons. Gene Ontology annotation, molecular function: sulfotransferase activity.
AUGAAGCCAGAAGAGGAGAUGGAGGAGCGGCCCCCUUUAGCUUCCAUUAAAGGGAUUCCCAUUGUCAAGUACUUUACUGAGGUCUGGAGUGAGGUGGAACUCUUCGAACCGCAUCCAGAUGAUUUGCUCAUCUCCACGUAUCCCAAGUCUGGAACCACCUGGAUCAGUGAGGUUAUAGACAUGAUCCUUAAGGAGGGUGACACAAAGAAAUGCAAACGAAAUCCCAUCUAUGACCGAGUUCCUUUCUUGGAGUUUAAAGUCCCUGGACUCCCCUCAGGUAUUGAGCUACUGAGAAAAUCAUCCCCCCCGCGUAUGAUUAAAACCCACCUUCCUGCCCAGUUGCUCCCUGAAGCCUUCUGGACCAAGGAUUGCAAGAUGAUUUAUGUGGCCAGAAACGCCAAAGACGUGGCCGUCUCGUAUUAUUACUUCUACCAAAUGGCAAAUUUAUACCCCGAACCUGGAACCUGGAAUGAAUUCCUGGAGACGUUUAUGGCUGGAAAAAUCUCUUAUGGAUCCUGGUACGAUCACGUCAAAGGCUGGUGGGACAAGAGGAAGGAACACAGGAUGCUCUACCUCUUCUAUGAAGACCUGAAAGAGGAUCCACAGAGGGAGAUCCGGAAGGUCAUGGAGUUCCUGGAGAGGUCCCCUGACGCCCAGCUGGUGGAGAAGAUUGCCCACCACACCUCCUUCAAAGAGAUGAAGCAGAACAAGAUGGCCAAUUACAAGACCUUUCCCAUGUCAAUCAUGGACCAUAAUAUCUCCCCUUUCAUGAGGAAGGGAAUCACUGGCGACUGGAAGAACAUUUUCACAGUGGCUCAAAAUGAGAGGUUCGAUGCCCAUUACAAGAAGGAAAUGGAAGGAACGACCCUCCACUUCCGGACAGAGGUCUGAU